AUGCAUUCCAUCACCACCCUUUUCACAGCUGUCCUAGCCCUCCUGCCGUCUGUGCAAGCCGAUAUCCCUCACGGCAACUGGAUGCAGCUUGACUGUUAUGUCAGAUAUGUGUACAUGGACGGCCGGCUGCUUACCGCCCAAGCCUGCAACAAGAAUUACGUCUUCUCCGUGGCGAAAUACAGCAUUGGACGCGGCAGAUGUAUCGCCUAUAUUAGCGAUGGUUUAAAUGAUGCUGAUUUGUGGGAGAACUGUAAGAAGCAAUCUCAGAAUGGUUGGUAUGAUAUCGAUAGGAUCACUGGUGAUGUUGUUGUCAACGGUUCUCCUUACAAGGCUUAUGAUGCCGAAGGCCGCGGCUAUUAA
Bipolaris sorokiniana ND90Pr is the source of this 360-nucleotide messenger RNA. RefSeq lists its product as uncharacterized. NCBI's taxonomy places the organism in Eukaryota, Fungi, Ascomycota, Dothideomycetes, Pleosporales, Pleosporaceae. The coding region runs from base 1 to 360 and encodes 119 amino acids. The transcript has 4 exons. The record is from RefSeq and is a predicted model, not a curated record.